AUGGCUCCUUACCUCAAUGUAGGUGGUCUGAAUAGCACAUUCGCGAUUCUUCAAGAUGUUCCUCCUCCGUCAGGAACCAUCCGAGUCCUCUCAAGGACGCGGAAAACUUACAAUAAAAAACUCAUACAAAGCCAAGUUGUACCUGCAGUAAGACAAUUCAUCACACAACAUUCGAAGGCAGAUCUUUCGGCCAUUACUGGCACACUUACCGCAUUCUUCGACUCCGCCCUCAAAGACUAUGGCGCCAGAAACGCAGGAGAGAUGGCAAAAGCCCAAGCAUGGGUCUUCAUUACCAUUUCUAAAAUCAACUCGUACGGCAAGCAUUAUUGGCAUAGAGACGGAAUUUGCGGCCUUGAGAAUGGGAGAGUCCUUAGCAGAUAUAGCAUGGCAAUGGUUGGGCCUCCAACGGAGGUGAUUUGCUCGAGUGAACCACAACUCGGUCUUGAGCUGCAUCACGCGCAAAAAGGCUUGGAAUCUCUACCACGACAUCCUAUAGCCACUGGUCAGGUUUAUCGAUUCACCACGGGUCAAGGGGACUCUCCCAUUCACUCUACACCAGUUUUCAAAACUGGCAGAAUCUUUGUUUCGGUCAUCUAUUACUAGAUCAUGCUGGACGGUGGAGUUGAGUACUUUGCCGGCAAAGUGGUCAGGAGAUGAGGAGCGUCAUUCAAGCUGGUCUUGGACUGCGCUAUGCAUAAAUUGUAACUUUAGAGGAAGCC
This is a messenger RNA of Mollisia scopiformis, 719 nucleotides long. RefSeq lists its product as uncharacterized. The transcript has a single exon. The record is from RefSeq and is a predicted model, not a curated record. NCBI's taxonomy places the organism in Eukaryota, Fungi, Ascomycota, Leotiomycetes, Helotiales, Mollisiaceae. The coding region runs from base 1 to 603 and encodes 200 amino acids.